CUGCAUGGGUAUCCCGUUCGGGAAAACUUGAGGUGCAAGACCGAGAAAUAUCUGUUAGGCGUGGGACGGACGGCGUCCUCGUUCGGGAUUGCUGGUGACAGGACCUACUUCAAGACACGAUAGAAGGGCCGAACACCUUCUAGCGUAUCCCCGACAACAUGGUCUAUUCGGCCUCGAGGCUGUCAGGCGCUGUAGGUCGCCUAAGAGUCCGGCGCGUCUACAAAUUCGAUUGCUCCGACCAAUCUACCGGAUCAGGUCUUUCAUUGGUGGGAAUGACCUCGGCUUGGAAAUGGUUACCUGCGUGUCCUGUCGAUCAGUCUAUCGAAAAGAAUAUUCUCGAUUAGGGCCCUCACGACUGGCUGUGGUCCGGCAUCAUGCAUGUUCAAAGAAGGAAUACGCUCAGCCAAUUGCGGUCGCCGUGUAAAUUUUCCUCACAAAGCUAAGAAAAAUACAUAUAAGCUCCAACAGGCCUUUCAGCUCUUUACGUCGUCCUUCAAACUUAUUCCCCUUGAGAUGCCUCAUCGCUCCUCCAAGCAAACCAGUCUAAAAGCCGUACCUCGUCAUAUCCCUGCGUAUGAUGAAGUCCUUCAGCAAAAUUUUGCCUCGACUCUUCGCCUGCCGACUUAUCGUUUUUCGCAUGCCAAGCGCUACCACCCAUAUCGACGACAUCCUCGAUUUAUAUUUGAAACCGAGAGCGCUGACCUACCUAUUCCCCCCACACCUGUAAUUCUUCCUCAAGCAUACGGAGUUGUCCCUCUUCACUAUGAUCUUGACGACGACGACUACAUUGGCGAAGAUGAAUUAGAUGAAGAAUUCGAGCUGGUUGGCGAGGAAGAACAGCUGGGGCAGCAGGGGCAGGGGCAGGAUCAAGGGGACCGGCUAGCCAACGAGAAGCCCGUCGCUAUUCUGACGCGCAUCGUCCGCCAGUAUCAAAAUGUCCUGAUCAUGUUUCUUCUGUGGAUCCUCUCCGUUGUUUGAAGGAUCUUCGACCCUCAAUCAUGCUUGCUACGCGUAAGCCGACCAUCUGCAAACG
This is a messenger RNA of Desarmillaria tabescens, 1033 nucleotides long. RefSeq lists its product as uncharacterized. The transcript is spliced from 5 exons. The record is from RefSeq and is a predicted model, not a curated record. Lineage: Eukaryota; Fungi; Basidiomycota; Agaricomycetes; Agaricales; Physalacriaceae. The coding region runs from base 379 to 978 and encodes 199 amino acids.